Messenger RNA from Hyaena hyaena (striped hyena), 2607 nucleotides. It is a transcript of the gene ALDH16A1, whose product is annotated as aldehyde dehydrogenase 16 family member A1. The record is from RefSeq and is a predicted model, not a curated record. The transcript is spliced from 17 exons. Bases 79 to 2487 code for a protein of 802 amino acids. Gene Ontology annotation, molecular function: oxidoreductase activity, acting on the aldehyde or oxo group of donors, NAD or NADP as acceptor. Lineage: Eukaryota; Metazoa; Chordata; Mammalia; Carnivora; Hyaenidae.
CGGUGUUGCCCUUCGACCUCAAGGCGCCUCUGGGCAGAGCGCCCCGCAGUCCUUUGUGGAAAGCGGUCCGGGCGAGUGAUGGCCGCGACGCAGGCACAGCCCAGCACGAGAGAGAUCUUCACCACGCUGGAGUACGGACCGGCGCCUGAGAGCCACGCAUGCGCACUGGCCUGGCUGGACACCCAAGACCGGCACUUGGGUCACUAUGUAAAUGGAAAGUGGUUAAAGCCGGAACACAGGAAUUCGGUACCUUGCCAGGACCCCAUCACAGGAGAGAACGUGGCCAGUUGCCUCCAGGCACAGGCUGAGGAUGUUGCAGCAGCCGUGGAGGCAGCAAGGACUGCGUGGGAGCACUGGAGCAGACUCCCCGGAGCCUCUCGGGCCCAGCACCUGACCAGGCUGGCCAAGACGAUCCAGAAGCACCAGCGGCUGCUGUGGACCCUGGAGUCCCUGGUGACUGGGCGAGCCGUUCGAGAGGUUCGAGACAGGGAUAUCCCACUGGCCCAGCAGCUACUCCAAUACCAUGCAGUCCAGGCAUACACCCAGGAGGAGGCGCUGGCAGGCUGGGAGCCCAUGGGAGUGAUUGGUCUCAUCUUGUCCCCCAUGUUCUCCUUCCUUGAGAUGAUGUGGAGGAUCUGCCCUGCCCUGGCUGUGGGCUGUACUGUGGUGGUGCUGGUGCCCACAGCCUCCCCGACACCCCUCCUCGUGGCCCAGCUGGCCGGGGAACUAGGCUCCUUCCCAGGAAUCCUCAAUGUGAUCAGCGGCCCUGCCUUCCUGGGCCCCAUCCUGGCCUCCCAGCCCGGAGUCCAGAAGGUGACCUUCUGUGGAGCCGUGGAGGAAGGACGUGCCCUUCGGCGGACCCUGGCGGGCCAAGGUGCCGAGCUGGGCCUGGCGCUGGGGGCCGAGUCGCUGGUGGUGCUGACGGAGGCGGCGGAUGUGGACUCGGCCGUGGAGGGCGUCGUGGAUGCCGCCUGGUCCGACCGCAGCGCGGGGGGACUCAGGCUCCUCAUCCAGGAGUCCGUGUGGGACGAGGCGAUGAGGCGGCUCCAGGAGCGGAUGACGCGGCUUCGGGGCGGUAGAGGGUUGGACGCGGCCGUGGACAUGGGGGCUCGAGGCGCUGCCUCAUGUGACGUGGCCUGCCGCUACGUGCGCGACGCCAUGUGUCAGGGCGCAAAGGUGUUCCAGGCUGGCGAUGUUCCCAAAGUCAGUCCAUUCUUCCCCCCAACUCUGGUCUCUGACCUGCCCCCAGCUUCCCCAUGUACCCAGGCAGAGGUGCCCUGGCCUGUGGUCGUGGCCUCCCCGUUCCGCACAGCUAAGGAGGCCCUGGCCGUGGCCAACGGGACGCCCCGAGGAGGCAGUGCCAGCGUGUGGAGCGAGAGACUGGGGCAGGCCUUGGAGCUGGGCUACGGGCUCCGGGUGGGCACGGUCUGGAUCAAUGCCCAUGGCCUUGGGAACGCGGAAGUGCCCGCAGGCGGCUGCAAGGAGAGCGGGUCUUCCUGGCACGGGGGCCCGGAUGGGCUGUAUGAGUAUCUGCAGCCCUCGGGGACCCCUGCCCGGCUGCCUCGCCUUUCUGAGAGCCUGAACUAUGACACCUUUGGCCUUGUGGUCACCCCGGCCCUACCAUCUGGGCCUGAAAUAGGACCCAGCCCAGCGGCCCCCUUUGGGCUCUUCAUCGGGGGCCGUUUCCAAGCUCCCGGGGCCCGGAGCUCCAGACCCGUCCAGGACUCGCAAGGCGGCCUCCAUGGCUAUGUGGCCGAGGGCGGAGCCAAGGAUAUCCGAGGUGCCGUGGAGGCUGCUCACCAGGCCGCCCCCAGCUGGGUGAGCCAGCCACCGGCGGCCCGGGCGGCUGUGCUGUGGGCCCUGGCAGCUGCCCUGGAGCGCCGGGAGCCUGCCCUCGCCUCGAGGCUGGAGAGGCACGGAGUGGAGGUCAAGGCCGCCAAGGUGGAGGUGGAGCUGAGCGUGCGGCGGCUUCGGGCCUGGGGGGCCCGCGCGCAGGCCCAAGGCCACGUCUUGCAGGUGGCCGAGCUGAGAGGCCCCGUGCUCCGGCUGCGGGAGCCUCUGGGCGUGCUGGCUAUUGUGUGCCCUGAUGAGUGGCCCCUGCUGGCCUUCGUGUCCCUGCUGGCUGCCGCCCUGGCCCAUGGCAACACCGUGGUCUUGGUGCCGAGCGGGGCCUGUCCCAUCCCCGCCUUGGACAUCUGCCAGGAUAUGGCUGCCUUGUUGCCAGCAGGCCUGGUGAAUGUGGUGACCGGAGACCGGGACCACCUGACGCGCUGCCUGGCCUUGCACCAGGACGUCCAGGCCCUGUGGUAUUUCGGAUCUGCCCAGGGCUCCCAGUUUGUGGAGUGGGCCUCAGCAGGAAACCUGAAGCCGGUGUGGGUGAACAGGGGGCACCCUCGGGCCUGGGAGCAGGAGGCCCAGGGAGCAGGCCCAGAGCUGGGGCUGCGGGCAGCACGGACCAAGGCCCUGUGGCUGCCGAUGGGCGACUGAUGCCUGAGUGUCCCCCCCCACACACACUCCGUCUUGGACAGAGGCGAGAUGGACCCUGACAGACACCAGAAGCCUGGAACCUUCUUUUACAUGGCCUCCAAUAAACUCUGACCAACCUUG